Molecule: messenger RNA, 1680 nt
Organism: Mesoplodon densirostris (Blainville's beaked whale)
Lineage: Eukaryota; Metazoa; Chordata; Mammalia; Artiodactyla; Ziphiidae
Gene: PRAM1
Product: PML-RARA regulated adaptor molecule 1
Exons: 10
Coding region: 1-1653 (550 amino acids)
Biological process (GO): T cell receptor signaling pathway; integrin-mediated signaling pathway; protein localization to plasma membrane
Cellular component (GO): plasma membrane
Molecular function (GO): protein binding
Source: RefSeq, a predicted model, not a curated record
AUGGCCAACAGAGAUGGCGGCCAAGGGCAGAAGGGGAGUCAUCAGGACUUUCGGAGCCUUCAAGCAAAGUUCCAGGCCUCUCAGCCCGAGACCGGCAAACUCCCCAAAAUAUCCCCAAAGCCCGAGUUCAACAAACUCCUCAAAAAGUUUCCACAGCCUGAGCUAGGCGAGCAUCCCAAGAAGCCCCCCCAGCCUGAGUUCACUGAUCUGCCCAAGAAGCCCUGCAAACUUGAGUUCAGUGAACUCUCCAAGGUCCCACAGCUCAAGGCCACUCCAUUCCCCAGGAAACCCCUGCAGCCUGAGCUUAGCCACGCCCCCAGGCCCCCCAUAGGGCCCAAGUUCGGUGCUUUCCCCAGGAAGUCCCAGCAGCCUGAGUCCAAUGAGGCCACCCUGAAGCCCCCCCAGCCCAAGUUCAGUACCGUUCCCAAGAAGCCUCCGCAGCUUGGGGUUGGUGGUCUCCCUGAGAAGUCCCUGCCGCAGCCCGAGUCCACUGAGGUCCCCCCAAUGCCCCCUUCAAAGCCCGAGUCCAGUGAGCCCCAGUCUCACUCCUCACAGCCCAACUUCAGUACAGUCCCUGGAAAGAUGCCACAGCCUCCGCUGAGUGACCUCCCCGAGAAGUCCCCGCGGCCUGAGUGUGGUGACCUCCCCAGGACGUCCUCGGGGCCCAAGUGCAGCCUGCUCCCCAAGGAGUUUCUGCAGCCCGAAGGGCAGGGGCCGCUCUGCAAGUCCUCGCAGCCCAAGCCCAGAUCUCUGCCCAGGAAGCACCCGCAGGCUGAGUUCUUCGGUGACCUCCCUAGAAAACCUCCACUCCCUGGCUCCCGUUCAGAGAGCUCACUGCCCACUGCCGUUGCAGGCUCCAGCCCUAGGUUCCCACUCAGCCCAGGGUUUGGAGCCAGGCAGCAGAGAUCUGGAGCCCUCGCUCGCGGUGGAGGCUCGAGGCUGGGCCUCAAACCUGGCCACCCACCCCGGCGGAGGCCUCUCCCUCCUGUCAGCAGCCUGGGCGCCCCUCCAGCCAAGCCCCCACUGCCCCCAGGCCCCAGGGACGUCCAGAGAUUUCGGAGGACCUUGGCAGCAGGCACAGCUCUGCGGAGGAGCUCUUCUGCCGACUUUCGGCCUCGACAGCCUGAAGACACUCCACAGAACCCAGAUGAGAUCUACGAGCUGUACGAUGACGUGGAGCCCACAGACGACUCCAGACCCAGCCCCAAGGGCAGAGAUGAAGUGCUGUCUACCCAGAAACCCCCCAGGAGGCCACCACAAGACCAAGAGCCCAGGAAGGAGAAGGGCCCCCAGCCACAGCAGUUGCCGCCCACGGACCUGAAGUCUCUGAAGCAGAUCCGGAAGGCAGAGAAAGCUGAGCGGGAGUUCCGGAAGAAGUUCAAGUUUGAGGGGGAGAUUGUGAUUCAGACAAGGAUGAUGAUUGACCCCAACGCGAAGACCCGUCGCGGGGGUGGCAAGCACCUGGCGAUUCGGCGUGGGGAGAUCCUGGAGGUGAUCGAGUUCACCAGCAAGGAGGAGAUGCUGUGCCGGGACACCAAGGGCAAGUAUGGCUACGUGCCCAGAACAGCUCUACUGCCCCUGGAAACAGAGGUGUAUGACGACGUCGGUUCCUGGGAUCCUCUGGAUAAUCAACCAUUCCCCGGGGGACGAUAAGGCCUACAGGGGUGGGGACCCAGGACA